AUGGCACAGGACCCGCGCGCUCUCCUCCAAAAAGCCGACAAAGCCCUCGCUGGCGCAUCGGGAGGCUUCAGCUGGUUCGGUGGACGGACUGAGAAAUAUGAGAAUGCGGCCGAUCUCUUUACACAAGCUGCGAAUGCCUUUCGCGUUCAGAAGAUGAACAAGGAAGCCGGUCAGGCUUUUGAAAAAGCCGCCGCUAUUCAGACCCAGAAUCUCAACGAACCCGACGACGCAGCCAACACUCUUCAGGAAGCUUUCAAGGUGUAUCGCAAGUCCGACCCGGAAGAUGCUGCCCGUGUCUUGACGAGCGCGAUCAACCACUACGUUCUGCGCGGAAACUUGCGCCGUGCUGCGACCCAGCAGCAAUAUCUUGCGGAGCUGUACGAGGCGGAGCUCGGCGACGUGAAGAAGGCUUUGGAGGCAUAUGAGAAGGCAGCGGAGUGGUUCGAAGGUGACAAUGCCGAGGCGCUCGCCAAUAAACACUUCUUGAAGGUGGCCGAUCUGGCUGCUCUGGAAGGUGACUACUACAAGUCCAUCACAAACUAUGAGCGCAUUGCCCGCCAAUCCAUCGCAAACAACCUCAUGAAGUGGUCGGUGAAGGACUAUCUCUUGAAGGCUGGAAUCUGUCACUUGGCUACGAAGGAUAUGGUCGAGACUAACCGAGCUCUCGAAACGUACCGCGAGAUCGACCCAUCUUUCGCUUCGACUCGCGAGCACCAGCUUCUUGUUGACCUGCUGCAAGCUGUCGAGGGGGGAGACCAGGAAGCUUUUGCCGAUAAAUUGUUCCAGUUUGACCAGCUCAGCAAACUUGACAAGUGGAAGACGACCCUCUUGCUCCGGGUCAAGAACAACAUUGAGGAGGCGGAAGAGGAUUUCUCGUAG
Messenger RNA from Penicillium oxalicum, 879 nucleotides. It is a transcript of the gene sec17, whose product is annotated as alpha-soluble NSF attachment protein SEC17. The transcript has 5 exons. Gene Ontology annotation, cellular component: vacuolar membrane; SNARE complex. Gene Ontology annotation, biological process: intracellular protein transport; SNARE complex disassembly. The coding region runs from base 1 to 879 and encodes 292 amino acids. The record is from RefSeq and is a predicted model, not a curated record. Gene Ontology annotation, molecular function: soluble NSF attachment protein activity; syntaxin binding. Lineage: Eukaryota; Fungi; Ascomycota; Eurotiomycetes; Eurotiales; Aspergillaceae.